Messenger RNA from Tremella mesenterica DSM 1558, 714 nucleotides. RefSeq lists its product as uncharacterized. The transcript is spliced from 4 exons. Gene Ontology annotation, biological process: NAD+ biosynthetic process. Gene Ontology annotation, molecular function: nicotinate-nucleotide adenylyltransferase activity; nicotinamide-nucleotide adenylyltransferase activity. Lineage: Eukaryota; Fungi; Basidiomycota; Tremellomycetes; Tremellales; Tremellaceae. The annotation marks the transcript as partial. The record is from RefSeq and is a predicted model, not a curated record.
GAUGAAUCCAAGAUACCUCUUGUCAUCGUCGCUUGUGGUUCCUUCUCCCCUCCCACCUACCUCCAUCUGAGAAUGUUCGAAAUGGCCAAAGAUGAAAUCCUCGAAUCUGGUACAUACGAAAUCAUGGCCGGAUAUUAUUCCCCCGUAUCAUCUUAUUACAAAAAAGCCGGUCUCGCACCUGCUAUACACCGUGUAAGGAUGUGCGAAUUAGGUGUGGAACAUACUAGCACUUGGCUCAUGGUAGAUCCAUGGGAAGCCGGUCAACCAGAGUAUCAAAGGACUGCUGUGGUGUUGGAACAUUUUGAUGAAAUGCUCAAUGGGGAUGGAGGUAUGAGAAUGAGUGAUGGGAAGAAGAGAAGGUUUAAGAUUAUGCUUUUGGCUGGAGGUGAUUUGAUUGAAAGUUUUGGUGAACCGGGAGUGUGGAGUGAACCGGAUUUACAUAUCAUCUUAGGAAGGUUCGGUUGUUUGAUAGUGGAACGUGCUGGAUCAGACGUUUGGGCCUUUUUGCUUUCACAUGAUAUUUUAUAUCAUCAUCGUCGGAACGUUAUUGUCAUCAAACAACUCAUCUACAACGAUAUCUCUUCUACCAAAGUUCGUCUUUUCGUACGACGUGGAAUGUCCAUCAAAUAUCUUUUACCAAAUUCGGUUAUUCAGUAUAUCUACGAUAAUCGUUUAUAUCGAUUCGAGAUGCCCAAAGCUGUGAAGUCUGGGUGA